AUGGAGGUUACGACGGAGCCAAAGAUGCAGAUCAUCGAUGAAGCAUCUCAACACAGCCUCUCGUUUUCAUCCCCCAUCGCCGGCGAUCCAAACUUGGACAAACUCCCCUUCUUCCGUCACCGCUCGCGGCAGAUCAAGCGCGACACGUGGCUUGUCUCCGUCUUCGUGCUUCUCCAGAUCGUCGUAUUCGCUGUGACUAUGGGACUCAACGACUGCUCCAGAAACUCUAACGGUCACUGCGCCGCCAAAUUACUCGGCCGAUUCUCUUUCCAGCCUCUCUCCGAGAAUCCUAUGCUCGGUCCCUCCGCUUCUACCUUUGAACACAUGGGAGGUCUUUACUGGAAUGGUCUUGUUGAGAAACAUGAGAUUUGGCGUGUGUUGACAUCUCCAUGGCUGCACAGUGGAUUGUUUCAUCUUUUGAUAAAUCUUGGGAGCUUGAUUUUCGUUGGGAUAUUCAUGGAGCAGCGAUACGGACCAUUGAGGAUUGCAGCUAUAUACUUCUUAUCUGGCGUUGUGGGAAGUCUCUUUGCUGUGUUGUUUGUUCGAAACAUCCCAUCAAUCUCUUCUGGUGCUGCUUUCUUUGGAUUGAUUGGAGCUAUGCUUUCUGCACUUGCAAGGAACUGGAACCUAUAUACCUCCAAGGUUUCAGCAUUAGUGAUAAUACUCACGAUCACCACAGUCAAUUUCCUGAUCGGCUUUCUUCCUUACAUAGACAACUUUGCGAAUAUUGGCGGUUUCAUAUCAGGCUUCCUUCUUGGACUUGUGCUGUUAUUCACCCCACAGGUGAGAGAGGACCCUCCACCUCACAAGGGAAAACUGUUUGAAGAUGAUAUGAGAAGUUCCACAAGGCUUAAAGAAAUGUUUGACAGACCGGUGCUAAGGAUUGUAUGCCUGGUCUUGUUUUGUGGAAUACUUGCUGGGGUUCUAAUAGCAGCGUGCUGGGGCAUUAAUCUGAACCGCUAUUGCAAUUGGUGUCGCUAUGUUGACUGUGUUCCAACCAGGAAAUGGAGUUGCAGCGACAUGACUACUUCCUGCGAGGCAAUGGUGAGUGAUGCUCAGCUAACACUAACGUGUAUGGCCAAUGGAAAGUUCCGGAUAUUUCCUUACACCAAUAUAUCACAAGCCAGGACACAAGAUCUUUGCACGCUCGUCUGCACUUAAACAUGACCAGG
Molecule: messenger RNA, 1172 nt
Organism: Eruca vesicaria subsp. sativa (arugula)
Lineage: Eukaryota; Viridiplantae; Streptophyta; Magnoliopsida; Brassicales; Brassicaceae
Source: the annotation of a GenBank genome assembly